Akanthomyces muscarius is the source of this 1092-nucleotide messenger RNA. RefSeq lists its product as uncharacterized. Lineage: Eukaryota; Fungi; Ascomycota; Sordariomycetes; Hypocreales; Cordycipitaceae. The record is from RefSeq and is a predicted model, not a curated record. The transcript is spliced from 3 exons. Gene Ontology annotation, molecular function: oxidoreductase activity. The coding region runs from base 1 to 1092 and encodes 363 amino acids.
AUGCCUCGCUCGCUCCAGCUCGUGCCCGUCGAGGGCGCCAAGCCCGGAAAGGUCUACUACCCGAUCCAGGUCAAGCAGGUCCCCAAACCCACGCCCGGCCCGCACGACGUCCUCGUCCGCAUGACCGCCGCCGCCCUCAACCACCGCGACCUCUUCAUCCGGCAGCACCUCUACCCCAACAUUGACCCCGCCAAGCCGCUCCUCGCCGACGGCUGCGGCGUCGUCGUCGAGGUUGGCUCCGCCGUCUCCAACCCCGAGUCCCUCCUGCACAAGCCCGUCAUCCUGACGCCUUCGCGCGGCUGGGACCGCGAUCCUCAAGGCCCCGAGGACCCCUCCAAGUUCGUCAUUGCCGGCAGCCAGCACGGCACCGACGCCGGCUGCGCGGCCGACUUCAUCCUCGCGCCCGCCUCCGAGGUCGAGCUCAUGCCGUCGCACCUCAGCCCCGUGGAGGCCGCCGCGCUGCCGCUCGUCGGCCUCACCGGCUGGCGCGCGCUCGUCACAAAGGCCGGCAUCGACGGCCCCGGCAAGAACGUGCUGAUUACCGGCAUCGGCGGCGGCGUCGCGCUGCAGGUCCUGCAGUUUGUCGUCGCCAUGGGCAGCAACGCGUACGUGACGUCGGGCGACCAGGCCAAGAUUGACAAGGCCGUCGCCAUGGGCGCCAAGGGCGGCGUCAGCUACAAGGAGCCCCGCUGGGGCAGCACCCUCAAGAAGACGCUGCUGCCCAAGGACCGGCCGUUUCUGGACGCCGUGAUUGACGGCGCGGGCGGGUCCGUCGUCAACGAGACGGCGUCGGUGCUACGCCACGGCGGCAUCAUUGCGCAGUACGGCAUGACGGUCAGCCCCAAGAUGGAGUGGCUGAUGAAGGCGGUGCUGGCGAAUAUCGAUCUCCGCGGAAGCACAAUGGGCUCGCGAAAGGAGUUUCGGGACAUGGUGGACUUCGUCAACAAGCACCAGAUCAAGCCCGUCGUGAGCCAGAGCAUUCGCGGCUUGGGGAACCUGGAGCAGAUUAAUGGGCUGUUUGACGUGAUGGCUGCGGGCAGCCAGUUUGGAAAGUUGGUGAUUGAGAUUGAUGACGAGGCAGCCAAGUUUUAG